Messenger RNA from Penicillium argentinense, 387 nucleotides. RefSeq names its product 2-5-diamino-6-ribosylamino-4(3H)-pyrimidinone 5'-phosphate reductase. The transcript has a single exon. The record is from RefSeq and is a predicted model, not a curated record. Gene Ontology annotation, molecular function: 5-amino-6-(5-phosphoribosylamino)uracil reductase activity. The coding region runs from base 1 to 387 and encodes 128 amino acids. Lineage: Eukaryota; Fungi; Ascomycota; Eurotiomycetes; Eurotiales; Aspergillaceae. Gene Ontology annotation, biological process: riboflavin biosynthetic process.
AUGCUCAAGGGCUACGGAGGCGACUUUCUUCGGAUUGUAGAAUACAAUCAGAAUUGGCGCUUACGUUGGGAAGCCGUACUCCAGGCACUCGCAUCCGAGGGCAUUAGGAGUGUCAUGAUUGAAGGAGGCGGAUCCGUCCUGAGUGAGCUACUCAAUCCGGAGUAUACCAACUUCAUCGACUCAAUCAUAGUGACUGUGGCGCCCACCUAUUUGGGUCGCGGUGGUGUUGGUGUCAGCCCAGAUUCGAAACUCGACCAGGAGGGCAAUCCCCAUGCGGCAUUGAAUCCGCGCGAAGUGAAGUGGACGCCACUUGGGCAAAAUGUCAUCAUGUGCGGCAAGAUUGGCUCGCACGAAGCGACUCCUGGAGAUCACCAGAAUGACUCGUGA